Trichomycterus rosablanca is the source of this 672-nucleotide messenger RNA. RefSeq names its product claudin 34a (gene cldn34a). Bases 1 to 672 code for a protein of 223 amino acids. Gene Ontology annotation, cellular component: plasma membrane; bicellular tight junction. The record is from RefSeq and is a predicted model, not a curated record. Gene Ontology annotation, molecular function: structural molecule activity. Lineage: Eukaryota; Metazoa; Chordata; Actinopteri; Siluriformes; Trichomycteridae. The transcript has a single exon. Gene Ontology annotation, biological process: cell adhesion; bicellular tight junction assembly.
AUGGCUUACCUGGCCCACACCGCACACUGGCAGUUCUUCGCUUUGGUGCUGGCAGUGAUUGGACUGAUCCUGACCAUCGCCACCAGCGGGGUGGAUGACUGGCGGGUGUGGUACGUGGACGACCUCUCCGCGGCCUCCGCCGGUACGGCCUGGAUGGGCGUCUGGAGGGCGUGUUUCUACAGCCACGUGCUGGACGAGGCUAAAUUCUGCCGCAGCAUGUGGAUGACGGAUUCCUUCCUUCCUCCGGAGAUCGUGGCCGCUCAGGUGCUGUGCUUGGUCGCCAUCGUUGUAGGAUUCGCCGCCAACCUGGUGGGCGGGUACGCCGUCAGACGGACCUACUUCAACGUCGGCGCGGGCCGCGUCACCCCGGUCUUCGUGUCCGCCGCCGUGUUGUAUUUCCUCGCGGCCGUGUGUUUGCUGGUUCCCGUGUUCUGGAACGUGAACUCCGUCCUGCAGAACCGGACCAUCGAUUUCCCGCCCGAGUUCUUCCUGCCGCCCGCGCCGUACAGACAGGAGCUGGGACUGGGCAUCGUGAUGGGCAUCGGAUCGUCCGUUAUGAUCCUCAUAAGUGGGCUGCUGUUCCUCCUGUACAGGCAACCACAGGAGGAUCAGAAACACAAAACCGAGGCUGAUGUGAGCGAGAACCCGGCGUACACCCAGGAGGAGCUGUAG